AUGUGGGAGGCGUGGAAGUUGCUAAUUCGAGUUAAAAGACUAGACAUUUAUUCAUUUGCUGCUAACUGGGAAGACUUUUUUUAUUUUCCCAUAAGAUUGUUUUACGAAGAUUAUUUGGGACCUUUAGCAAUUAUAACACCAGCGCUAUUCCCCGAAGCUACUGUCAUUAGAAUGGGAGGUAUUAUGCCCUAUAACUAUUUCCGCGCUUGUGUUUCAACACCUUCUAUUGUAGCUUCUUUGGAGAUAGAAAAUCUUCAAGGCCUCCUACAACCGAGAGAUGGCUUUCGCCUUUCAAAUCAUGUUUUAUUUCAUCUGCAUGUUGGCGAUCAUUUCUGGUCAAACCAGACAAGAUACAAAGAGACUAAGGAUGAGAACGGAAUUCCUGUAUUGAGACACGCCGGCCCAAUGAGAGGGCAUCUAAGGCCUCUUAUUGGAAAAUUUGUGCCAUUGAAACAUCUUAAAAUCUCUACAGCAGGUCGUGAGGUCAGUCAAGAUCUUAGAUGGUCAGAAACAAGAGAAAGAAAGCGAUAUUCCGAAAUGGCAAGUUUCAUCAGAUCGGUAGCACCCAUACUGGUUACUUUUGCUUUUGAACAAGGAGUUGGACUUGAACCACUUGAAAAAAGGCAAGUGGAGUCGCGUAAUCAUACAUCCACAUUGAGCCAAUCGAGAAGGCCAAUGGAUGAUUACUUUUUUAAGUUCAUACUUCCAGCAUUGUUAGGAGGAACUUGGUCCCGACUCAGGAAAUUUUCUAUCCGAGGUGUCUGUGGAAAUGUUAGGUAUGAGACCAGACGCUUGCUUAGAUAUGUGAACUUUACACCAGAGGCACCUGAAGUUCUAGAGUCGGUUAUGUACCAGUUGCGUUCUGUCAUGAGCAAUAGCGUCGAGUUCACUUUUGAGAGGGAGACUCAGAGUGUGUUUCGUAUGAUGGAUUUAAAUAACUAUAAGAGACAAUACUAG
This is a messenger RNA of Botrytis deweyae, 957 nucleotides long. RefSeq lists its product as uncharacterized. The coding region runs from base 1 to 957 and encodes 318 amino acids. The record is from RefSeq and is a predicted model, not a curated record. The transcript has a single exon. NCBI's taxonomy places the organism in Eukaryota, Fungi, Ascomycota, Leotiomycetes, Helotiales, Sclerotiniaceae.